Nylanderia fulva is the source of this 7424-nucleotide messenger RNA. It is a transcript of the gene Sec16, whose product is annotated as endoplasmic reticulum export factor secretory 16. The record is from RefSeq and is a predicted model, not a curated record. Gene Ontology annotation, cellular component: ER to Golgi transport vesicle membrane; endoplasmic reticulum exit site. Gene Ontology annotation, biological process: Golgi organization. NCBI's taxonomy places the organism in Eukaryota, Metazoa, Arthropoda, Insecta, Hymenoptera, Formicidae.
ACAGACAGCCCCGGACCUUAAGGUGGGGGAGGGAAAGGAAGAUUCGUGACGUCCUAUAGUCCUACGUCUCUCUCUGUCUUUCGUCGAAAGUCGUCCACCUGUCUCGCUUUCUUGCCUACUCCCGUAGCACACGUAUAACGAAAUGUCCGCGUACUCGUGAGAAUCGGGUCCGCGCGCGGCCAUCGACGACGAGAACGACGACGUCCCGUGAUCGAGGGAAGCCCGGCUCGGCGGUGGAAACGAUGAUACGCGCUUAUCAGGCGCGCGAGGAUUACGAUAGUUAGCUUAGAUCUUAAAAAUUGUUGUGAAACAAGUCAUACUGUCAUAUAGACAGUAUGAAUAAUAAUCCUUAUCGAGCCAGACCCACCAGGUCUCGAGUGGAUCAUUCGGCUGCAUAUGGAAUGCAUAAUCAAAAUAUGUGGGUGCCCCUGUCAAGGCCUCAAUCGGAGGUUCCAGCGAAUGAUACCACUCAGCAGCAACCUGUCAUGAAUCAAUCAAAACAUGCGAGCAACAUGUGGAAAGAUCCUUGGGAUUGGAAUCUGGAUCAGCAAUCGGAUACCCAACAGCAGCCGCCACAACAACCGCAGCAGCAGCAACAACCCUAUGUACCACCUUAUCAGAAUCAGGGAGGACAAUUGUUAUCUAAUUCUGUACAAAAUCAUUAUUACAAGAGUCUCAAUGGCAACACAUCGGAUGUACUUAAUCAGAACUCGGGUAGAAAUACUCCCAGAUUGGAAUCUACUCGAGCUCAGAGUGGUCCAAGUUACACGGAUUCUUUACCGCCUUAUGCCAACUAUAAUCAAAAUCAACAGUAUCCGUCACGGCAGAAUAUUACGAAUCCUGGUUAUGAGCAUGCUCAAUCGUCGAGCGAGCAGCAGUCGCAGAACGCAGGGCAGCAGAGACUCUUAUCGCAACAGAGUUCUCAGAUGGAUCAGCCACCGCCAGCUUCGCAUAAUAUUUACAAUUGGAGCAAAGAGGACACGUCGCAUUUGCCGGCGCAACAUAAUUGGCAGAACCAUACCGAUAUGCUGGGCAACUGGCAGGAUCAAAAUAUGCCGCAGGAAAUGCAGCAGCACGUGGACAAUAUGGGUAAUCAAGUUACGAAACCACCACCAAUGUAUAACGCGCCACCCGUCGAAGGAUUCAACAAGGAACAUUCCACCAACUGGUCUAAUGGGCAGCAGGGUAUCAACGAAAUGAGUAACAAGUCCAACACCGUGUCGAAUCAAUGGCACAAUCAAAAUAGCGAGGCCUCGAUGUCCCAUCAUCAGUCCGCGCAUCUAGUACCAACGAGUAACGUAGACGAUACCUUUAGUUCUUGGAUGCAAUCGCCGAAUGUCACGACUGCUUCGCAAGAUUGGAGAUAUUCGAACAUUCAAAGUAAAUCCGUGCAUCCAAAUCAAUGGUUGCAACAACAGCAACAGCAGCAGCAGCAGCAGCAGGUAGAUAACAAUUCAUUCAAGGAGAACGUAUCACAGGAUAAUAAUGGUACUAGAUUCGCCGUGAACGAGUGGCAGCAAGUGCAGACGGCGCCGUUCAAUUACGCUCCAGCAGCUAUGAUUAUACCUGCGACUGUAGAAAUUGUACAUACGCCUAACAGUAACGAACAGCAAGAGAUUGAAAAACAGGCGACGGUAACUUUAUCUCACGAGCCUCUUGCAAAACCGAGCGACAUUAAAUCAUCGGUAGACGAUCACAAUCUAAACGUAGUGACCGAUGAUGCGCCGAAAAGUGACAUUUCGAAAAGUGUUAUCGGCGAGAAUGAUGAUCACACUUUCGUUCCUACAGCGACAGACGAAUUAGCCAGCAACUUUGGUCAACUUAAUCUCGGAAACAAACCGGGGAGACACGCAGAUUAUUCGGGUGAAUCGUUAGAGGUGUAUCCGACUUCCGUGGAAGGCAAAGCUCAACACUCCGCUGCUAAUUUUAAUGUCACGAGUAUCCGUAGUAAUCCUAUUCCCGACAAUAUAUCCGUAUUAUCACCGGAUUUUGCGCCAAACAGUAUGGACAAUGCUCAUCCCGUUGACAAUCAGCCAGCAGCUGUCAGUCAAGAUCACCUAAUACCGAAUACAUAUCAAAGUGCUACUAAGGUGACGGAUAGCAUCUCGCAAAGUGGAUACGAUCAGUGGUAUAAUCAGAAUACACUGGAGAAUGCGCAUUGGUAUGCAAAGGAUCAUCAUUCACGUCUGGGUGCCAAACAAUGGAGCAAUGCUCCCGAGCAAAAUGUAGAGAACUACGAAAACAUCCAGCAAACGUCUGACUUCGUGAACGUGGAAGUCGUCGCGCCUACGACGUUGCAGGAACGCGAGAUCUACGGUUCGCGGGAUUCCAUCAACAAGGAGACAUUGGACAACGACCCUAGGCCGAGAACAAGUUCGAAGGAAGGUGCGACGAAUGUGCGGAGUUUCCGGGAGGAGAUGAACAACGUCGAAGUGUUGUCGAUGCAGCAGCAACAGCAGCAGCAGCAAAUACGGCCGCAUCUGCCUUUACAAACGGAACAGAUGCCGGACAACUACGAAUUUGCCUCGAACGACAGGAACACGUUCUUGGAGACUGGCGAGUUGACGGAUUCGCAUCAGGAACAUGAACCUACGCCGCCGAGUCAGGACGACGAGAACGACGAAGUGCCUAACGACAUCCCCUUCUUGCGCGAAGUUCCAGGACAAUCGAGCACCAUAGAUCCACGUAGAAACGAUCCUACGGGUCAAGAGCACCACGUGCAGACGACUGGACAACGUCUCUCCGAUCCCAGGAGGAACGAUCCUUCCGGUCAGGAGCAAAGUAUACAAAUGAGAAAUAUAUCCGACAGAGUAGAGCGUCGCGAUGUUCUUCCAGGUCAGGAGAGAAACGUUCCGCAGUUAUUACGAGGAGAUUCGGAUACAUUAGAACGACGGAACGAUCCUUCAGGCAGGGAGCGUUCUCUCCCGCCUCUUCAACAGUCGCGAAACGAUCCGUCAGGCGAGGAGAGGUAUCAGUCUCAGAUGAUGCUGGAGCCCAGCGAGACCCGCGAGGUUCUCGGCCGAGGCAACGAACCUGAAGAAGUUUCACGGCAGACUCAGGACGCGGCGGAACUCAGACAGAUACCGGGUGGAGCUUCUUCCAACGACGUUGCGCAAUUGAUACCGGACGAUAGGACGACAACGACGACGACGACCACGGCGACCGGUGGUAGAGUGGUAACCGGUUCCCUUCCGGAGAUGAGCCUUCCUCCGACGAUGCCGCAGGAUCCCACGAGCGGCGAUACCCAAAGCAAACGCGAAGAGGCCGUGGGUGCAUCUUUGGAGAGCGAGACUAGCCAGGGUGUUUCCGGCUCGUCGAAUCGUCGAGAUUCCUACGAGGAUGUGGAGGAAGACGAGAACUCUCGCGACAGCCGGGACGAAAGCAGGGAGAGACGACGGGAGGCUAGUCCCGAUCGUCGAAGAUACGUCGAUUAUGACCGGAAGAACGAGUAUGACCGGAAGAAUACGUAUUACGAUCAUGAUCGCGAGUACGAGGACGAUUAUUAUUAUGAUCGUCGGCGGGUAGGCGACAAUGAUCGUCAGUAUAACAUGGGGCCUCGGGAUGAUUUUAAACGACGGGAUGUUCCGUAUCGAGACGAUGAUCGGAAACAUCACAGUCGCGAUGACCUAGAUCGAUACGCUAGAGAGGAUAUGGAUAGGAGGGCCAGGGGAAAGGAGGACUUGGAUGAGAGAGAUGGCAGAAGGAGACCGCAAGAUGAUCGCAGGAGAGAAGAUCCGCGUCGACGGGAUCCGAGAGAUUACGACCCUCGGUAUUCUAGGGAUCCUAGAGAUCCUAGAGAUAAGGAUUAUAUGGAUCGUGAGAGAAGGCGACCACGAAGAUAUGAGGAUUAUGAUUCAUACAGAAGAGACUAUUAUUCUACAGAUGAUUUGUAUGGAAGAAGUUCCAGGCCUUCGAGUAGGUCUUCCUAUAAUGACAAGGAUCGUGAAUAUUUUGCACGUACAAAGGAUCCUUACUACUCAUAUAAUGCGAAUGCAAGAUUUGGUGGAUAUGAUUAUGGUGCUCUUUAUGGAAACAAUUAUUACGCAUAUCUUGAGAAUUUGCGUCAAACGAAUCCUGCCGCUUAUGCCGAGUGGUACCACAAAUAUUACGCCAGCUAUCAAGCACAACAACAACAGCAGCAUAUCGCCAGAGGUGUUGGCAAUUAUCCAGAGGACAGAGCCAGUGUUCAUUCCGGCCGUAGUUCCUGCGAUGAUAGGACUGGUGAUAAACGAACAUUGGUUGAUACAUCGCUUUUGGAGGAUUCAACAAUCGUUUCUGCUCGAUUAACACCGACCAAGUACUCUACAUCUCAUGCAUAUGGUUGCUUCUCAAUUGGAUCUUUGGUGCAUGUUCAGCCAAGUUAUCCAGCCGAUGGCGAGAGGGCUAAGGUGGACAUUUUCCGUGUAGACAGCCUGCUUUCACAUGAUCCUGUCACACGCGAUUUACGAUUAUAUCCAGGACCCCUAGUUAAUGGUGUAACGCACAAGAAAACCAUCAUAGAAUACUGUGAAAAUAAAAUUAAGAAAGCAAUGGUGAAUGAAGAAAUGGUUGAUCGCGCUUCUUAUAUUCUGUUAUAUGAAUUGAUGAUUAUGCUGAUUCAACAAAACGGGAACGUUGUCGGCGUCGACAUUGCCGCGCUUUUACUGCGCAACAAGGACGCUUACCCUCACGAUACGAGCAAACUCAGGUCUCAAGAUGUAAAGCGCAGAGAAUCGCAAGUAUCGCAACGAUCCGGGGCAACGGGUAGCGACGGAAGUACUCAGGAUAUUUCCGCGCUAUCCGAGAAAUCUGAAACUAAACAGCGAAAAACGACGGAGCAAAUAACAGACGAAUUCAGAGACACAUUACUUUAUGGUCGGGUUCAAGAAGCAUUAGAGUUUGCAAUGAACGAAGGACUUUGGGGCCACGCUCUCUUCCUGGCUAGUAAACUGGACAAACGCACUUACGCUUCUGUAAUGACUCGUUUCGCGAAUAGCCUACCACCACAUGAUCCACUGCAGACUUUGUAUCAGCUGCACUCUGGCCGUGUACCUGCUAUAGUCACAUGCGCUGCAGAUCCACGUUGGGAUGAUUGGCGGCCUCACUUGGCUAUGAUUAUCUCCAAUACUUCGUCCAGUCCAGAUAUUAAUCGCCGAUCCAUAACGACCCUUGGAGAUACGUUAUUCGCUAAGGGAGACAUCCACGCUGCACAUUUCUGCUACAUUCUCGCGGAAAUCGAUUUUGGUGCUUACGGAGUUAAUGGAGUUAAGCUCGUGUUAAUUGGCGCGAAUCAGAACAAGCCGUAUACCGAAUUUCUUACAAUGGAGGCUGUCAUGCUGACGGAAAUUUAUGAAUACGCUCGAAAUCUUAGCGAUCCGUGCUUCACAUUAGUGGAUCUUCAAACAUUCAAGUUUGAUCUGAUCGUAAAAAUGGGAUGUGGAUUAAUAGAAAAAGCUUUAUUAUAUAUUGAACAGAUUGCAAUAAAUAUUGCGAACAAUCCGUCGUUAUAUAAGAAAUCUUUUAUCAAAUCGAUUUAUGUGCUGGGUGACCAAAUCAAAUACCACGAUCCGAUCUAUAAGGACACUGUUGAAGAUGUUACGAAUUUAACAUGGCUCAAUAAAUUGGCGGAAAUUGUCGGAAAAUUCCAGGGAGAGGAAAUUUCCGAAGAAAAACCAUACCUAAACGGUUCUCAGGCCGUUGCAGAGAAUCAAGAAGUUCACGAGAUGCAACAGCAACAAUCCUUACCACCAUCGACGGCGCAACAACAAUGGAAUAUUAAACCCGAAUACGCUGAUGGACCUGUAUCGAUGAUGGAAGUUAAUACCAACGAAAUGCAGUCAAACUGGCAGCCCUUAUCUCUGCCUACGAAUAUUCAAGAUACGUACGACCCAAAUACACAAUACAUGAGAAACGUGGAUGAAUCAGCGCAACAUCAACAGUCGCAGCAACAACAGGAUUAUUGGAAUCAACAGUCGUAUUAUCAAGGCAAUUACGGAAGAAACGAAUCUACGCUGUCUAAUUGGCAGCAACAGUCCAUACCAGGCAUCGCUGAUCAAACUGAAAUGAAUAACACGCCGCAACUGGAUAAGUGGAAUUAUGAGACGGAAAGGGAAGACAAAACGCCCACUCCUGAAUCAAGUGUGCAACCGACAAUUUCCAUGACACCGUCGACGGGUAAACAAUACGAUCCGUUGGAGGAAUUGGAUGCACUCGACACACCACAUUCGAAACCCUCGACGGAGACGAAGAAGACGAGCGAGAGCAGAAAAAAAUCCGCCAACAGCGGUGGCUCCUGGUUCGGUGGUUUGUUUAGUAAACUCGCGCCGAAGCCGAAGAAUCAAAUGAUCUUGCCGGACGAUAGAAAUAAAUCGAUUGUAUGGGACUCCGCUGUCAACCAGUGGGUGGAUAAGGACGAGAACGGCGACAGUGGUGUCGCGGCCUUGGUGCCGCCACCGAAGACGUCCGACAUGAGUUUCCGGGGAGCACCGGCGAUGGAGAACCGCGGUGCUCCUUCGCAGCCGCUUUCGCCGAGCGGCGAAGACGCAUCGACGAUGGAUGCCGUUCCGAAAUUGCCCACAGGUAACAGCAACAUGUUCAAACUGCAAAAGGGCAGGAGUAUGCGUGCCAAUUACGUGGACGUGAUGAAUCCCGGCGGGGGUAAACCCAAGACCGCCACGGCGUCGUCCACCCCCAUGACGUCUCCACUGGUACCUAUGGCCACGUCGUCCCCGCAGCUGUUCAUCCCCACGCCAAUUAACGAUUCAACCGCUCCUGUGGAUUUCUUGACCCCGGCAGCGACACCGCCGUCUGGAAACAUCGCAGAGAAUACGCCGCAAGCACUCUCUCGCUGGAGCUCGACCAGCUCAUUAUCGCGAGAGGUGCAGAGCUACACAAUGAGGGAUCCGCGGCUUCUUCAACGGAACAAGGGACCAAUGAUGUUCAACCCGAGUGACAUAAAGGAUCGUUCGGUGAAGAACAUACCAUCUAACAGAUAUCCACCGCGAUAAUCUUUGCUUAUGCAAAUAAUUUGUUAUUUAAAUUAGGAAAUUCUUUUCUUAUUGUCUCACAAUUAUGUUUAAUUAUGAAUAUUUGUUUCUGUAUAGAAAACGUGACAACAACAGUACAUUCUUUAGAGUGAUGCUUAUAUGAUGCAACAGUUUUUUUUCUGCAAAAGUAGAUGUAUAUAUUUAAACAACUUAAUAAUUCAAAAGACGUCAUUCUUACGAUGCCCUGUACAUUUCGUUGUCUAGAUACAUUUUUAUAUUGAAUUUUGUUCCAAUCUUGAUGUUAUAUUUAUCGUGUUGAAUUAGAAAUUGCAAUUAAAAUUAUUUAGAAAAAAAAUACAGUUUCCGUACAAUAGAAGGAUAUACGAUUUUAAUGGUGCAAUAUAAUAGCGGAAAUAAAUAAAAAAACUCGAGUAUGCGUUUUCUGAUUUGUAAAUUAAA